Molecule: messenger RNA, 1104 nt
Organism: Aspergillus campestris IBT 28561
Lineage: Eukaryota; Fungi; Ascomycota; Eurotiomycetes; Eurotiales; Aspergillaceae
Exons: 2
Coding region: 1-1104 (367 amino acids)
Source: RefSeq, a predicted model, not a curated record
AUGGUCUGGUGCUACCUUUGCAAUUGUUCGUUUGGCAGCCAGGAGGCUCUCAACCAGCACACACGAGCCUCGUCUGCACAUUCUCCAUCCUAUGACUGCGGACUUUGCAAUCGGUCCUUUGGAAGCCAGGAGGCUCUAGACCAACACACACAAAACUCCCCUGCGCAUGCUCCGUCUUAUGACUGCGGAAUCUGCAACCGAGCAUUCAACAGCCAGGCGGCUCUCGACCAGCACACACGAGAUUCGCCCGCACAUGCACAGACUUAUGACUGCGAGCUCUGCAAUCAAUCAUUUGGGAGCCUGGGUGCUUUUGAUCAGCAUGUUCAAGACUCCCCUGCGCAUGCGCUCACCUAUGACUGCGGGCUCUGCAAUCGGUCAUUUGGAAGCCAGGAGGCUCUCGACCAGCACACCCGAGAUUCGCCUGCACAUGCUCCGUCCUAUGACUGCGGAAUCUGCAAUCGAGCAUUCAACAGCCAGGAGGCUCGCGACCAGCACACACGAGAUUCGCCUGCACAUGCGCAGACCUUCGAUUGCGAGCUCUGCAAUCAGGCUUUCGGUAGUCUGGACGCGCUCAAUCAGCAUGUGCGAGACUCGCCUGCACAUUCCGGACACUCUACGACACCCUUGAACGCAUUUUUCCUAUCUUUCGCAGGGUUCGAUUUCGAUCCAAGCUUACCCCCUGCCGAGUCGUAUAGACGUCUGCAGAGGUAUUAUGAUUGGGACAGAGAGGAUCCCGAUUCUAAACGCGCUUGGAUUGACUACCAACGUUCCCUUGCAGAGGAAUUCAACCUGUGGUUUGGAUCGGAGAAUGACCUCAGUGCUUGGCAUUCACUUUGUACAGCCGUGAAUGUCUCUCCACUACCUACAACCUGUCAUGGAUGCCAGAAGGUUGUAAGAGGAUUAUAUGUCAACAUUGUGGAUCUAAUCGACUGGGCUCGCGGGGGACGGAAUGGCGACGGGGUACGACGAUUCGACAGCCUAGGGGACUUACGUGACUAUUCACGAAGGACUGGUAAGAUCUUCAGUAAUAAUCUGGGUGAGUCGGGCAGUGGGGAUGUUGUUCUCCGGCAUUUGCUUCGGUUUAUAUUCCGUUCGGCCGUCUGA